Messenger RNA from Triplophysa rosa, 1433 nucleotides. RefSeq names its product tubulin alpha-8 chain-like. Gene Ontology annotation, molecular function: GTP binding; structural constituent of cytoskeleton. Lineage: Eukaryota; Metazoa; Chordata; Actinopteri; Cypriniformes; Nemacheilidae. The record is from RefSeq and is a predicted model, not a curated record. Gene Ontology annotation, cellular component: microtubule; cytoplasm. The coding region runs from base 47 to 1396 and encodes 449 amino acids. Gene Ontology annotation, biological process: microtubule cytoskeleton organization; mitotic cell cycle. The transcript is spliced from 4 exons.
GUGUAAAGGCUCAAGUUUCUUUUGUAAAUCUGGACACUUGAGCACAAUGAGGGAGUGUAUCUCCGUACACAUCGGUCAAGCGGGUGUCCAGAUCGGUAACUCCUGUUGGGAGUUGUACUGUUUGGAACACGGCAUCAAUCCCGAUGGAACCGUCUCUGGUGAGAACACCUCGCUGGCAGAUUCUUCCUUCGGCACGUUCUUCAGUGAAACCGGUGCUGGGAAGUAUGUUCCUCGAGCUGUGUUUGUUGAUCUAGAGCCGACGGUUGUGGAUGAGAUCCGUAAUGGAGAUUACCGAAGCCUUUACCACCCUGAGCAGCUUAUCACGGGUAAGGAGGAUGCUGCUAAUAAUUACGCCCGUGGUCAUUACACCAUCGGCAAAGAGAUUAUCGACCCCGUCCUUGACCGCAUGCGGAAAAUGGCGGAUCAGUGCACGGGCCUGCAGGGAUUUCUGAUCUUCCACAGUUUUGGUGGCGGAACAGGCUCGGGCUUCACAUCUCUGCUGAUGGAGAGGCUGUCCGUAGAUUACGGUAAGAAGUCCAAGUUGGAGUUCUCCGUGUACCCUGCCCCGCAGGUCAGCACCGCUGUGGUGGAGCCCUACAACUCCAUCCUGACGACGCACACCACCCUCGAGCACUCCGACUGCUCCUUCAUGGUGGACAACGAAGCCAUCUUUGACAUCUGCAAGCGAAACCUGGAUAUCGACCGUCCCUCUUACAGCAACCUGAACCGGCUCAUCGCCCAGAUCGUGUCCUCCAUCACAGCAUCCCUGAGGUUUGACGGAGCGCUCAAUGUAGACCUCACCGAGUUCCAGACCAACCUGGUCCCGUAUCCUCGCAUUCACUUCCCGCUGGUCACCUACGCUCCCAUCAUCUCCGCGGAGAAGGCGUACCAUGAGCAGCUCUCCGUGCCGGAGAUCACCAACGCCUGCUUUGAGCCUGCCAACCAGAUGGUUAAGUGUGACCCUCGCCGGGGCAAAUACAUGGCCUGCUGUUUGCUUUACCGUGGCGAUGUUGUCCCGAAAGACGUUAACACUGCCAUCGCCAACAUCAAGACCCGUCGCUCCAUCCAGUUUGUAGACUGGUGUCCCACAGGGUUCAAGGUCGGCAUCAACUACCAGCCGCCCACCGUCGUCCCUGGAGGAGAUCUGGCCAAGGUUCAGAGAGCCGUUUGCAUGCUGAGCAACACCACGGCCAUCGCUGAAGCGUGGUGCCGUCUGGACCACAAGUUUGACCUGAUGUACGCCAAGAGGGCUUUCGUGCACUGGUAUGUGGGUGAAGGGAUGGAGGAAGGAGAGUUCUCGGAGGCGCGGGAGGACAUGGCUGCGCUGGAGAAGGAUUAUGAGGAGGUUGGUGCCGAUUCUGCUGAAGAUUGUGUCGAGGAUGAAGAAGAGUAUUAGUUCAUUAUGAAACGCUCCUGUGCCUUAAUAAAUUGAA